AUGUCUUCUUCAGCUGUUGGGUCUGAUGCUUGUAGUAACAGCUCUAUUGCUGUCUUAGAUCCUGAUGAAAUAUUUAUUUCUUGCCUCACAGCAUCUCUUGUUCCAUUAUAUCGUGGCAGUCAAGGGAUACAACUAUUGCACAAAGUUGAAUUUUUGGCUGUUCUUGAUCCAUCACAAAGCUUAUGUAAGGUUCUUGAAGCUUGUGACAGUACUGCACAGGGCUUAUCUUUGGACUCCGGUAGCAGCCCUGAUUGGAGACCAAUUGUUACUAGAAAAGAGGGCUUCUUCCAUUAUGGUACUGUGCGAUUGUACAUACCUACGGUAAUAUGUGAAAAGGUUGCCACAUAUGCAGCUGUAAUAUGCCAGAAAGAAUCAUCGAGCAACGUUCGGAGGCUACUCUUUAGCAAGGUAGAUGCGGAAGAGCUCGGUUCCUUGCUCAAAGCUGGGACAUUUGUUGAUACAGUCUUCUCCUUAGAUCCCUAUGACUAUCAGCAACACGCAGGGAGAUUGAUUGCUAAAAAAAUUGACCAUUAA
This is a messenger RNA of Neltuma alba, 534 nucleotides long. RefSeq names its product protein NEN1-like. NCBI's taxonomy places the organism in Eukaryota, Viridiplantae, Streptophyta, Magnoliopsida, Fabales, Fabaceae. Bases 1 to 534 code for a protein of 177 amino acids. The record is from RefSeq and is a predicted model, not a curated record. The transcript is spliced from 3 exons. Gene Ontology annotation, molecular function: 3'-5' exonuclease activity.